Molecule: messenger RNA, 699 nt
Organism: Pundamilia nyererei
Lineage: Eukaryota; Metazoa; Chordata; Actinopteri; Cichliformes; Cichlidae
Gene: nr2c2ap
Product: nuclear receptor 2C2-associated protein
Exons: 5
Coding region: 41-457 (138 amino acids)
Source: RefSeq, a predicted model, not a curated record
UUCCAGCGCUUUACGGCACGUUGUGAUUUGAAGUUUUGACAUGGCUUCCUCGUUGCUUUGCAGCGAAACACAAAGCAGAGUGAGUUCAGUGCUAAACAGAGAUGUUAAGCAGUAUGGAAAGAAGUACAUGUUUGACUGCAAUGAGGAGACAUGCUGGAACUCAGACCAGGGUGAAUGUCAGUGGGUGUCCCUGGAGUUCCCCAACUCUGUCAGAGUGUCAGAGUUAAAGGUCCAAUUCCAGGGAGGAUUCUCAGCAAAAACGUGCAGACUGGAAGGUUGCCUAAAAGAUAAAGACUUUACAGUGCUCAGCCAUUUUUACCCAGAGGAUAACAACUCUCUUCAGGUGGGGAGCCAUUGUUCUUUUCUAUACUCCAAAUUAGCAGUCACUGCUGAAGUAGCUAUAAAUGUUAUAUUUAACUACUUAAUUUGUGCAAAAAAUAUUGUUCACAGCCACUGAUGAUGCUGUAUGCCAUUAAAAAUAUUUAAGCUCAGCUUAUUCUAUCAAGUAGUUGAUGGUGUUCCUUUAAUAAACAUAAUUCUGUUAUAAAACAUCAGUCUUGGUGUACGCCAACAACAGCUCAAAGCUGUACCUGUCACUACAGGAGCAUGGUGCGUUUCCUGCUUCAUAAAAAGCAUUGGACAAUAUUUUCCUGGACAUGCUUUUCAUCAUUACCACGCUUAUCUUGUUCUUAACUCCAC